GAUAAGGGCGUGGCUACCCGAAGGGGGCGGGGAGAGACGCCCUUCUUGCCUCAUCAUGGGCCAAAAUGGCGAAGGGAGGCGGGGAUUUCAGAUGAGUGACGGUCCGCGGCCAGCGGCGCGUGGCGGCGGAGGUUGAAGGGAGCCUUGAGCGGCGGUUCCCUCGGCAGCGGCCAUGGCCGACUGGGUGUCCUAUUAUCGUGGCGACGGGCCGGACGAGGAGGAGGACGGCGAGCAGCAGGAGGAGGAGGGGCAGGAGGCUGUCGCGGACCACAGGUUCUCGGGGCGGGACAGCUUGAUUUUCUUGGUCGAUGCCUCCAAGGCCAUGUUCGAGCCCUACGAGGAUGAGGAGGCGGCCACUCCCUUUGACAUGACCAUGCAGUGCAUCCGGAAUGUGUACAUCAGCAAAAUUAUUAGUAGUGACAAGGAUCUGUUGAGUGUUGUGUUCUAUGGCACAGAGAACAACAAGAACUGUGCAGACUUCAAGCAUGUCUAUGUCCUUCAGGAGCUGGACAAUCCAGGUGCAAAGCGUAUUCUAGAGCUGGACCAGUACAGGGGAGAUGAAGGACGAGUACUUUUCCGUGAGACCUUUGGCCACAAUGCUGACUAUUCACUGGGUGAAGCACUCUGGGCCUGCUCUAAUCUCUUCAGCGAUGUCCGAGUCAGACUGAGCCACAAAAGGAUCAUGCUUUUCACCAACGAGGAUAACCCUCAUGCCAAUGAUAGUGCUAAGGCCAAACUGGCCAGGACCAGAGCUGGUGAUCUGAGAGACACAGGUAUUAUCCUGGACUUGAUGCACUUGAAGAAGCUCGGAGGAUUCGAUAUCUCUUUGUUCUACAGGGACAUCAUCAACGUAGCAGAGGAUGAGGACCUUGGGAUCCAGCCUGAUGAGUCAGGAAAACUGGAGCAUCUCAUGAAGAAAGUACGAGCAAAGGAGACAAGGAAACGAGCUUUAGUCAGGUUAAAUCUGUAUUUGAACAAAGAUCUGUCUUUCUCUGUUGGUGUUUACAACCUUAUUCAAAAAGCUUACAAGCCGUAUCCAGUGAAACUUUAUCGGGAAACUAACGAACCUGUUAAAACAAAAACAAGGGUGUUUAAUGGAAAAACAGGCAGUUUGCUUCUGCCUAGUGAUACAAAAAGGGCUCAGACAUAUGGAAACCGCCAGAUUGUGAUGGAGAAAGAGGAAACCGAAGAAGUGAAACGGUUUGAUUCUUCAGGCUUGUUUCUGAUUGGCUUCAAACCACUUUCAAUGCUGAAACAGCACCACCAUAUCAGGCCCUCCCAGUUCAUGUAUCCUGAAGAGUCUCUAGUAACUGGCAGUACAACUCUGUUUAAUGCCUUAUUGAUGAAGUGCUUGGAGAAAGAGGUGAUGGCACUGUGCAGAUACAUCGCCCGCCGGAAUACUCCCCCUCGCUUUGUGGCCUUGGUUCCUCAGGAGGAAGAGGUGGAUGAGCAGAAAGUGCAGAUAGCUCCUCCAGGUUUCCAUAUAAUUUUCCUACCAUAUGCAGACGAUAAACGGAAAGUUGAUUUUACAGAAAAGGUAGCAGCCAAUCGAGAGCAGGUGGACAAAAUGAAGGAGAUCAUUCAAAAACUCCGCUUCAAAUACAGGACUGACAGCUUUGAGAACCCAGUUUUGCAGCAGCACUUCAGGAAUCUGGAGGCUUUGGCGCUGGAUAUGCUGGAACCAGAACAAGCUGAGGAUCUUACAAUGCCGAAGACUGAAGAGAUGAGCCGCAGGCUUGGCAACCUGGUGGAGGAGUUCAAGCAGCUGGUUUAUCCUCCUGACUACAACCCUGAAGGGAAGGUUGCAAAGCGAAAACAAGCUGGUGAUGGUCAAGCAGAAAAGAAGCCCAAGAUAGAAAUCUCAGAAGAUUCACUGAGGAGUUACGUGCAGAGUGGCACUCUGGGCAAGCUCACUGUCUCUGCUCUGAAGGAUAUGUGCAGGCAUUACAGGCUGAGAAGUGGGGGGAAGAAGCAGGAACUCAUAGAUGCACUGACUGAAUACUUCAGUGGGCGCUAAGCAGGAAGGGAAGGCCAUGGUUGACUUCCACUUGCUUAAAGUUGUGGUUGUUGUACUUGAAUUCUGAGUUUGCUUAAUCUUGCCACGGAGGAGAAGGCCAAUGGUUGCUGAAUCUAGCACUGGAGAAACUUCUGACUUGUAGUUUCUAAGCAUUUCUGCAAACUCAGAUACCGUUCACAGUAGCAGAAUUAAAUGUCCUGCUAACUCAGGUUGCUCACAGAUCACAGUUGUGCCUUCCUGGUUUCUUAAUAAAGUUAUUUUGGACUUUUUUCUUUGCAACACCAGCUGUAUGAUCUUUUCAUCACAAAGACUGCAAAAUUCACUUAAACGUAAAUAAGAAAGCGAAUGAUUUGUGUGAUACCACAUGAACACAUGCAGCAGAUCAAGUCUGUCUGUCAACAGAGGAUGUAAACACAGUGAUUUAUUUUGCUGCUCUCCAAAACUGCCAGCAUCAGUGCUUGUAAUCAAAUUGUGUUCUUUUCCCCCAUCAGUGUAAUAAAGAUUACUAGCAGAUCACAAAGGAGAGAAUCAUUAUUAGUGAUCAGGAGCCAUUCUUUGGGCAGAACACCGACACUUCAUAGAGCUGUUCAGCCAGGUCUUCUUUUUUUAAAUGGUAAAGAAGAAAAAGUCAGUGUUCCAUGGAAAACUGCAAGCACUUAUCUGAGGUAAAUUACUGAAAUAGCGUAGUACUUUUCCACCUCUGUAGUGAGUAUGAGUCAGAAUGUUAUACAAGCUCCUGUGCCAAAACCUGUGCUCAGAAGUAGCAGAUUGUGGAGAGUAGCCCUUGUUUGUUACUCAGAGUAUUUUUAAAAUCAUACUGACAAAGCUGCAUCUGGGGUUGUACGUUUUGUUUUUUAAACUUUCACCCUUGGGAUGUCCCACCUGCGUUGCAGCACAAGAUGAGUUAAAAUGAUUACUUUGUGGCUAGUUGUUUAGCUGAACUGUAACUUAGCACUGAAUGCAGUCGUGGAAUACAUGAGGUAUUCAUUUUGGUCCUCACGAUGUUUGCGUUCAGCAGAUUCCCAUUUGGCACACUCCAUUAGGUAACUUAUUGAAGAGUUAAGUUGUAUAUUGAGGUCACGGCUGUGCUGUGAGUGCAGAAUAUGUAUUGGGAGCCAACUGAAAACAGCCUGAGAACUGUGACCACUCUAGCUGUACCACCACACUGCCCACUUCCACCUGCAGUGCAGAGCAGCUAACAUACUGAGCCCUGCAGAUUGAAACUUGUGUCUUACUUUCAAUCUGCUAGCAUUAUGAUAGGUAUUAAUAAAGAAUGUCUAAGCAAUAAUUCUUUUUGCCUUAGGUGGAGAAGUUACUGUAAAUGCUUGUCUUAGCAAAGCCUGAAUUGAGUGCAAUAUAAUAAUGAGACUACCUUAAUUUUGUGAGUUUUCCUAUCCUGGAUGCCCUUGUUAACUUCUGUCUUGGCUUGCUAACCCCCAGGCACAGUAUGUUCCAGGCUUUAGAUAAUUAUGUUUCUUCUAGGUUAUUACAUCUCCCUU
Phasianus colchicus (ring-necked pheasant) is the source of this 3516-nucleotide messenger RNA. RefSeq names its product X-ray repair cross complementing 6 (gene XRCC6). Gene Ontology annotation, molecular function: double-stranded DNA binding; telomeric repeat DNA binding; DNA helicase activity. Lineage: Eukaryota; Metazoa; Chordata; Aves; Galliformes; Phasianidae. The record is from RefSeq and is a predicted model, not a curated record. Gene Ontology annotation, cellular component: Ku70:Ku80 complex; nucleus. Gene Ontology annotation, biological process: telomere maintenance; double-strand break repair via nonhomologous end joining.